CUGUCUCCCCCUUGUCCCUUUACCUAUCCUCUGAAACCCAAGGGGCCAACCUCUUCCGCUCUCAGAUGGGAUCCCAUAGCACUAUGCAUACCUAGGGGGCUCAAUGACCUUUACUCACCUCCCGCCCUCAAUUUGCUCUCUGAGACCAUAGUCUUGAUUAUGGGGUGAAGGGGGUAGGCCACGAAGCCACUGCUUCAGGGCAGAGGGAGAGUGCCCGGGGAUUCAGCACCAUGAAGCGGACAGCUCUGUUCCUGGUGGUCCCGCGAAAAGCGGGAGCGGCGGGAGGAGGAGUGCAAGGACUGACUGGUGGCGGGGUCUGGAGGGAGGCGGAGGCCGAGUUAGGAGCAGGGGACCCGGAGUCGGGAGGACCGGAGGAGGGGCUGGGGGCGGACCGGGCCGGGGGCGGAGCGGGCAGCGAUUGAAAGCGGCUGGGCGAACUGGCGGGUGGAGAGCUCAGAGCCAGCGAGCCAGCGAACCAGCGAGCGGAGUCGGAGUCCGGCGUCCCCGCUGCACUCCGAUUCCCCGCUCCAGAGCCGGGCGCGCCAGGAGCUGGGUCCUUUCUCAUCUCUCUUCCUGUCUGUCUUUUCCUGGUCCCUGUUUCUUCCUCUCUUUGCCUUUGCUGCUUCUACCCUGAUCCCUGGGAGACCCAGGUCUACUGGACCCAUUCAUCCCCUUUGUGGCCAUGGGAUCGCUGCUUGGGCUCCUGGCACUGCUGCUGCUGUGGGGUGCUGUGGCUGAAGGCCCGGCCAAGAAGGUGCUGACCCUGGAGGGGGACCUGGUGCUGGGUGGGCUGUUCCCAGUGCAUCAGAAGGGUGGCCCAGCAGAGGAUUGUGGUCCUGUCAAUGAGCACCGUGGCAUCCAGCGCCUGGAAGCCAUGCUUUUUGCACUGGACCGCAUCAACCGCGACCCGCACCUGCUGCCUGGCGUGCGCCUCGGUGCGCACAUCCUCGACAGUUGCUCCAAGGACACACACGCCCUGGAGCAGGCACUGGACUUUGUGCGUGCUUCACUCAGCCGCGGUGCUGAUGGCUCUCGCCACAUCUGCCCUGAUGGUUCUUAUGCCACCCACGGUGAUGCUCCCACUGCUAUCACCGGUGUCAUUGGUGGUUCCUACAGUGAUGUCUCCAUCCAGGUGGCGAACCUCCUGCGGCUAUUUCAGAUCCCACAGAUCAGCUACGCCUCCACCAGUGCCAAGCUGAGUGACAAGUCCCGCUAUGACUACUUUGCCCGCACAGUACCCCCUGACUUCUUCCAAGCAAAGGCCAUGGCUGAAAUUCUCCGCUUCUUCAACUGGACCUAUGUAUCCACUGUGGCAUCCGAGGGUGACUAUGGUGAGACAGGCAUUGAGGCCUUUGAGCUGGAGGCCCGUGCCCGCAACAUCUGCGUGGCCACCUCGGAAAAGCUGGGCCGUGCAAUGAACCGAGCAGCCUUCGAGGGUGUCGUGCGAGCCCUGCUGCAGAAGCCAAGUGCCCGUGUGGCUGUCCUAUUCACCCGUUCUGAGGAUGCCCGUGAGCUGCUUGCUGCCACCCAGCGCCUCAAUGCCACCUUCACCUGGGUGGCCAGUGAUGGCUGGGGGGCCCUAGAGAGUGUAGUGGCAGGCAGUGAGGGGGCUGCUGAGGGUGCCAUCACCAUCGAGCUGGCCUCCUACCCCAUUGGAGACUUUGCCUCCUACUUCCAGAGCCUGGACCCCUGGAACAACACCCGGAACCCCUGGUUUCGUGAGUUCUGGGAGCAGAGGUUCCACUGCAGCUUCCGGCAGCGAGACUGUGCAGCCCACUCUCUGCGGGCUGUGCCAUUUGAGCAGGAGUCCAAGAUCAUGUUUGUGGUCAAUGCUGUGUAUGCCAUGGCCCAUGCGCUGCACAACAUGCACAGUGCGCUUUGCCCCAACACCACACGCCUCUGUGACGCGAUGCGGCCAGUCAAUGGACGCCGCCUCUACAAGGACUUUGUGCUCAACGUCAAAUUUGAUGCCCCCUUCCGCCCAGCAGACACCCAUAAUGAGGUCCGCUUUGACCGAUUUGGUGAUGGUAUUGGACGCUACAACAUCUUCACCUAUCUGCGGGCCGGCAGUGGGCGCUAUCGCUACCAGAAGGUGGGCUAUUGGGCAGAGGGCCUGACCCUGGACACCAGCCUCAUCCCAUGGGCCUCACCCUCAGCAGGCCCCCUGCCUGCUUCUCGCUGCAGUGAGCCCUGCCUCCAGAAUGAGGUGAAGAGCGUGCAGCCAGGCGAGGUCUGCUGCUGGCUCUGUAUCCCAUGCCAGCCCUAUGAGUACCUGCUGGAUGAGUUCACCUGUGCUGACUGUGGCCUGGGCUACUGGCCAAAUGCCAGCCUGACCGGCUGCUACGAGCUUCCUCAAGAGUACAUUCACUGGGGUGAUGCCUGGGCCAUAGGACCUGUCACCAUUGCCUGCCUGGGUGCCCUGGCCACCCUCUUUGUGCUGGGUGUCUUUGUGCGGCAUAAUGCCACACCUGUGGUCAAGGCCUCAGGUCGGGAGCUCUGCUACAUCCUGCUGGGUGGUGUCUUCCUCUGCUACUGCAUGACCUUCAUCUUCAUUGCCAAACCAUCCAUGGCAGUUUGCACCUUACGGCGCCUUGGUUUGGGCACUGCCUUCUCUGUCUGCUACUCAGCCCUGCUCACCAAGACCAACCGCAUUGCACGUAUCUUUGGUGGAGCUCGGGACGGUGCCCAGAGGCCACGCUUCAUCAGUCCUGCCUCACAGGUGGCCAUCUGCCUGGCGCUCAUCUCAGGCCAGCUGCUCAUUGUGGCUGCCUGGCUGGUGGUGGAGGCACCAGGGACGGGUAAGGAGACAGCUCCUGAACGGCGGGAAGUGGUAACAUUGCGCUGCAACCACCGUGAUGCAAGCAUGCUAGGCUCACUGGCUUACAAUGUGCUCCUCAUUGCGCUCUGCACGCUCUAUGCCUUCAAGACUCGCAAGUGCCCUGAGAACUUCAAUGAGGCCAAGUUCAUUGGCUUCACCAUGUACACCACCUGUAUCAUCUGGCUGGCAUUCUUGCCCAUCUUCUAUGUCACCUCCAGUGACUACCGGGUCCAGACCACCACCAUGUGCAUAUCAGUCAGUCUCAGUGGCUCUGUGGUACUCGGCUGCCUCUUUGCACCCAAGCUGCACAUUAUCCUCUUCCAGCCUCAGAAGAAUGUGGUUAGCCACCGGGCACCCACCAGCCGCUUUGGCAGUGCCGCUACCAGGGCCAGCUCCAGCCUUGGCCAAGGAUCUGGCUCCCAGUUUGUCCCCACUGUUUGCAACGGUCGUGAGGUGGUGGAUUCGACAACGUCAUCGCUUUGAAGACCCCACACUCCUGCCCUGACACAGCUGCUCCCUGGAACCCCAUGCAGACUUGCGUCCAGGGCCAGAGGAAGUUGGCUGGAGCACUGCAAUAAUGCUCAUCCCAUGUCCACCCCAAAGUCACUUACCUAUUUACUUGCCCCAACCUUUCAGAGUCAUAAGUCAUCAUGGGCCUUAGCCAGAGAGCCUUUGCAAUGACCACUAACAGUCCUUGAAGCAUUGUCCCCUCCUUGCCAGUCCCAGGGCUCAGAGAGAAGUAAGCUGGGGUCCACUUUGCCCUGGAGCAGGGUGGUUGAGGACUUCAGACCUCAAUCUCGAUUAGCAAAGGUGCUUCCAGCCCAGUCCAUCCCCUGUUCUAGGCCCUUUUUUAUUUUUUAUAUAAAUUAAUUUGGGAUAGGGAGAAUAGUUAUUGUGGGGGCUCUUCCUCCCUCUGCACAGUAGUUUGUCUUGUGGUUUAUUUUAUAUUACCUGUAAAUAAAGUGUCUUUAUUUUAAAAAAAUCAUUAUUUGCCCCAGAUCCUGGGAGGCCCCUUACACCCUCCCCAACCUCCUAACCUUCAUUCUGGUAGUGGUUGUUGACUCUGUUCUGUGUCCUGAUGAUAGGACCUGGCAGCCACCAAGACAGACCCAGCUCUCCCUGGAGGGGAGACAGAAAAGGAAUAAAUCAUGUUCCCUUAAAAGGAGUCACUGCAGGAUGGCUAAGGCAUUCCUGGGGUAAGGCAGGAAUAGACUCAUCUGGCAGACCAAGGGAGGGGUUUCCCUAGGGAUCCAGCAUCCAGGACAGUGUAGGCAAUAGGGCAGGAGAGACAGCUGGCUGUGACCCCAGGAACAGUAGGCUUUUCCAUGAACUUCCCGGCAUUUGGAGGAGCCAUUGGUUCUUAUGGAGCCAGGCUGAGCAUUUGGUGCAGAGGGAACAAGGGAAAGCAUAUUUAUGGGAUGAAACAUCACCUAUUUAUAUGGCACAUGGAAAGCCAGAAAGAGUUUGUGGCAAGAGUGGGUAAAGCAGAAUGGGUAGUUGGAAAGGCCAUCUGCUCUCAGGCCCAGCGAGAAGUCUGGGAAGGGGGUCUUUCUCCAGUCUCUGCCCUGGUGGACACAUGAAGCCCAGUGCCAUUGGGCAUGUCCUGUGUUUGCUUUUGGAGCUCACCAGCAGAGGGCGCCGAGGUACAUGGCUUAGGACAGGCAACAGCAGCCUUCAAAUGGCCUAGAGGGCACCUGGCAUCCAACAAGAAGAACAUGGCAGUUUCAGGGAAGCCCCAGACUCUC
Nycticebus coucang (slow loris) is the source of this 4563-nucleotide messenger RNA. RefSeq names its product glutamate metabotropic receptor 2 (gene GRM2). Lineage: Eukaryota; Metazoa; Chordata; Mammalia; Primates; Lorisidae. The record is from RefSeq and is a predicted model, not a curated record. Gene Ontology annotation, cellular component: membrane. The transcript is spliced from 6 exons. Gene Ontology annotation, biological process: regulation of synaptic transmission, glutamatergic; G protein-coupled glutamate receptor signaling pathway. Gene Ontology annotation, molecular function: group II metabotropic glutamate receptor activity. The coding region runs from base 683 to 3301 and encodes 872 amino acids.